AUGGCGACGCAGUACCUCACGCCCUUCGUCGUACCAGGCUACGAGCCACCAUCGCCGGAUCCCGAGACGGGCGAAGUGCGGACAAAGACGGAGGACGAGCGUCGCGAGAUUAUUAGCCAGAUGAAGCAGAUCAGGCUCGUACAGGAGGGCAUGGAGAGUCCGGUGGCCAAGGCUGCCAUCAGUGGUGCUAUGGGAUUCGGCAUCGGCGCCUUCUUCUCCCUGAUGGGCUCGUCCUUCACGAUCGAGGACCCGCUGCAGCGAGAACAGUACGCGGGCAUGAACACCCGGCAAAAAGCCAAGGUUAUCUUCGGCGACAUGGGCAAGAGCAUGUGGCGGCAAGGCAAGGGAUUCGGUAUGGUCGGAGCGCUGUACGCAGGGACGGAGUGUAUUGUCGAAGGCUUCCGCGCCAAGAACGACAUUUACAACUCGAUCUACGCCGGCCUGAUAUCGGGCGCCGUCCUCGCGCGGAACAGCGGUCCUCGAGCGAUGGUUCUCGGAGGAAUGGGUUUUGCGGCUUUCUCGGCAGCCAUCGACUCGUACAUGCGCCGGGAUACGCCCGACGAGGACGCGUAG
Rhodotorula toruloides NP11 is the source of this 573-nucleotide messenger RNA. RefSeq names its product mitochondrial import inner membrane translocase subunit TIM22. The transcript is spliced from 3 exons. The record is from RefSeq and is a predicted model, not a curated record. Gene Ontology annotation, molecular function: transmembrane protein transporter activity. NCBI's taxonomy places the organism in Eukaryota, Fungi, Basidiomycota, Microbotryomycetes, Sporidiobolales, Sporidiobolaceae. Gene Ontology annotation, biological process: protein insertion into mitochondrial inner membrane. Bases 1 to 573 code for a protein of 190 amino acids. Gene Ontology annotation, cellular component: TIM22 mitochondrial import inner membrane insertion complex.